AUGUCGUCCAAUCGGAUCCUACACUCCGAUGACCCAACCAAAUUCAUCUUGUUAGCCCUCGAUCGAACAUUUCGAUUUCCAGAUCAUCCUCCGAGGACUACGACGGAAUACCUCAAUCGCAUGUUCAAGGCCGGCGUCUUCCUGAAUGGGGUCCAGUAUCGCUUCUACCAUCACAGCAACAGCCAACUGCGAGGUCGUUCCUGCUUUCUCCGCGAAGCCAACUCGGACAAGGAACUCGACGACCGGAUCUAUGCCCUGGGAGACUUUAGCCGAAUCAACAAUAUCGCAAAACGGGCCAAACGAAUUGGCCUAUUGUUCUCGUCUGCUGAAGUGGAUUUCAACCUGGACCCCACGUUCGUCGAGGACAUUGGAGACAUAGAGAUUGGCGGCGAGGUCUUUUCUGAUGGAUGUGGUCUCAUCAGCAAAUCUCUCACAAAGCAAAUCGCCAAGGCGAAGAAGUUGAUGUUCCGGGGCAUCAGGUACACUCCUGUUGUCAUUCAGAUCCGCUAUGAAGGGUAUAAAGGAGUGUUGAUGUUACAUCCCGACCUCGAUGAACGCAAUCGCCAACGUGAACCUGGCACUCCGCCAUGCUAUGCCCAAUUUCGAAAAAGCAUGAAGAAAUUCAAAGCAACUUCAGAUCACAGUUUCUCCGUGGUCGGGUAUUCAAAACCUUACUCGUUUGGACGUCUCAACAACGACAUUAUAACGCUCAUUCAUUCCCUAGGCGUCACCAAGGAGAAGCUCGUCGCGAAACAACAGGAAUACUUCGAUUGGAUCGCCAGUAUCACCCAACUUGAUACCGACCCGACUGCGGCACUGGACUUCCUCUCGUGCACCGAUAAGUACGCAGAAGCCGAGGCCAUCUUCUUACACGAUGCGGAAGAGAGAUCUAAAAUCUUGAACGAUCUUCGUGAUUGUUUAAAGCUUCGCGCAGUUGACCAUCCGCAGUUGUCGCAUCUCGUGGACUGCCUCGUGUUCGCAUCUGCGGUAAGACGCCCCGGUAGUAAGCCUGCUCCAUCGCUGAGCAGUGGCGGCGAUCUCGAUGGGGACGAGUUUUUCGUCUGCUGGGAUCAAGACUUGGUUCCCCCGAGGGUAUCUGAACCCUACGAUUAUCCACCCAACAAAGAGCCAAGGCCCAAAGCGGUCACACGGGCAGACCUUGCCAAUCACUUCGCAUCCUACACCUCGUCUGGUGUGGCGAAGGUGUCAGCCCUCCACAACAAAUGGGCCAUUAGUAGUCCCCUCGGUGCCCUGUGUGUCGAGUGUCAGGAGCUGAACGCUCUUCAUUCACAGUCCGUCGACGGCGCACCGAUCAAGAUCCCCGAACGAUUGCAAAACCCACCCGAGCCCGACCCCAAUAACCCAUUCAUCAUCGACGUGCUCAAGGAACAUGAAGAAAAAUUCGAAGCUGAAUUCCGAGCCUCGCCCCAGGUCAACCCUCAAGACCUUGUCGAGCUUGAUGCAGAGCACGCCCAGCAGCACAUCGAGCAGCUCUUCAAAAGCAACCAGAAGGCACUGUCCGAGUUUGAGCUUUUCGAGCUCGCCCUCCGCUUUUCUCGGAAGCACGGCGUCGACAUACGGCCGUUCUUGACACAGAUCGACAUUUCAGCUUUGACGUCGAUGCAGAAGGCUACUAUCAAAUCUGUGUUGGACCUGUCGCGAAUUGAAUACCCCUACCUAUGGAACUCCCUCUUCCAGUCUGACAUUUUGUCGUCCAGCGACCUCAGGAUACAAAAUCUCGACUCGUCAAUAUCCCUUCAGAAGCUUUACAGCUCGAGGUCGAAUAGCCAGGCGACAUUUUUCGAGUACCUGCGAAAGGCCACUCAGGAUUAUACCCGAAAGUUACUCUUACUUCGACUCUAUGAUCGGCAUAUCGGCGAUACAUUUGUCUUUCUUCAGCGCUCCCCCACUGAGCACCAAACGGAUGUUGUUAUGAGUGUUGCGCUGCAAAAAUUCUCCCAGACGCUCAGGAGGCAACUUGGGCGAGUGAAUCGAACCCCAUUGGUCACUAUCGAGCUUCACGUUGUAUCGAACCAUGAUCGCGUGGCUCAUCAGCUCUUUGAUUUAUGGUAUGACCAUGUCCCUACGGAGGAGUACAUUCCCCGCUUCGUUCGCAAGAGUGUACCGUACCGUGCCAAUGAUCUUCGUGACGUGGAAUGGACACCACCCAGACCCUCAGACCCAGACUUGGAGGAGGAAGAGCAGGCGGCAGCCCAAAGGAAAUGGCUGGAACUCACAAGAGUCCUCGAAAUUGUGAAAUCCAUCGUUUACCCAUACCCUCAAGAUAUGCAUGGGGUGAAGCCCAACAAAUCGCGUCGACAGCAUUCGGAAGUCUCGAUUCAGCAAUGUCUGGUGAACGUCACCCCAGAGCAGCUCGACUUCAUCAUGAGUUUCCUCGUGAAAUAUCAUGCAGAGGAGGAGCUCUACCUCGUUUUCGGCCACGUCAUCUCAGGCGAAUCCAUGGACCAGGAGUUUGUCGGCAAAUGGAUUGACCACUACCCGCCAUUGGUGUUCACGUUACUGAGGACCCACCCUCCGACAGACGACCUCCUACUUCCCGAGACGCUGGCCGAACUUAGCUUCUCCAUCCUGCGAGCCAUCGUCCGCUCCGCCAACGAGACUCGAAUAGCAGCGUUAGUGGCGUUGGAGAAAUUGGCUGCUACCAUCGCGCGUAUCUCGACGAAGGAGUACCUGGACAUCCUUCUACUUUCGGCUCAUUCAGCCCGCUCUCGAAACCUCUCCCAGGAGUUGCUCCUCGUGCUUCACGAAAGCCGACUAAACAAUCGACCUCAACCUCUUUCAGCCUCCGACAGCUAUCUACAGAAACACAGUCUCGGAAUCGUAUUUGACAGAGCGGAGGAAGCAGCAGACGAAUGCCCAUGCAACGAUGAUGGAAUGCCUCGGAAACAAAGGACGGCACCCGCCCAAGCGACACUCACCUUCAGCGACGACUCGCAAUCCAUGGUCAAAGCUUCUGUCCGGCUCGAUGCUAGAACUACCAUCAGACUGCAUUCGCAUGUCAGGCUGAAGGCAGUGUCGAAGGCAGAAAACAAAUGGCUCACGAUACCAGUUCUCGAUGGGUUGGUUGUCCAGAUGACCAGGGGUGAAUUGGGAGUCAAGCUGAUCCAUCCAGCCCCACCCGAACUCGAGCAGAUGCAAUGGGUGAUCUAUGAUGCUGGCGGUGUAGCCACAACGCAAGCGAUGCUGGAUGCCCUGCUAAGACUUAUACUGGAGCAGGAUCAAGCAUGCGCGUUCUACCACUUGAUCGUCGGGGCUUCAGUCGAUUCUGUCCAAGACGAAUCUGGAUCAGAAGGACAAGACGCAGACCCACCGGAAGAAAGCGACAAAGGAAAAGGGCGAGAAAGUUGCGACGGCGAAGAGAGCGACAAAGAAGAUGAUCCUCAGACUGGAGUAACCGACGACGACGAGAUAACCCCGGAUGACGAUGAGAUGGCCUCGGAUGAUGACGAGGGCUUCGUUACGCCUGAUCCUGAGGAUAUCGUUCUACCUGGUGCCGAGAACCUCAACGACAGUCAACUGGAAGCUAUCGCCUCCUGGAAUGCUUUCUUGUCACUUAUCUGGGGUCCUCCUGCUGUUGACAACGUUCUCGAGCGCUUCCUACGAAUUAAUAACAACGAAGGAGAGAAACUUAUCAACGACGACAAGAUUCUUCGCGUUGCGACGGAUCAAUCGAGAGUUGGAGAUGCCCUACUUCCCUACACCGUCGAUGCUCGGGUCGGAGGUGACGUUAACCAAAAUCAAAGAAGGAUGAAGGAUGCAGAGCGAAGGGUCAAACAAGCCAAGCUCAUAUUCACGACAUGCGCAGUCAAAGGAGUGAAGAGGGCGAUAAUGGUUGGCGACCAUGUUCAACUUCGACCUACGGUUGGGAAAUAUGGGAAGAUUCUCGAGUACGACGUCUCCUUGCUUGAACGUCUCUACUCCGGGGAAGACCUUCCAGGGUUGAAGAAGACGAUGUUGAAUAUCCAGUACCGAUCUCCCCGGGUGUUAAAUGCCUUCCCAUCGAAAGAAUUCUACGAAGACAAGCUCGAGACAGCGCCCCAGAAUGAAGGGAAGCUAGCGCCGCUUGAGAAUCUCCAGUUCCCCUGGCCUCGGGAACGCGCAGGUGCAAUCAUUCCGACAAUCUUUGUUCCUUGCUCGAUAGAGGAAGAUGUUGGUGGUCGAUCUAAAAGCAACGAGGGGCAGGUCAGCCUCGUGGCACGGAUCGUCAAGUUACUCAAGCCCAAAGAGAAAGCACCGGAGUCCGAGGAGGCAGGAACUUCCGAGGGGAAAGAGGACGCUGAGGAGCAGGAGCCAUUGGAGAUUACCGUCCUCUCGCCCUACAGAGGUCAGAACGACAAACUUCGACACAAGCUUCGCAACAUUCCAGUUUCGACGGUGGACGGCUUCCAAGGACGUGAAAGCGACAUCAUUAUCUUCUCCACAGUCCGCUGCAACGCCAACACGGAGAGUACGAGCGCAUCCAUUGGCUUCCUCGACGAUCCGCGCAGGUUGAACGUGAUGUGGACGCGCGCGAGGCUAGCGUUGAUUAUCGUUGGAGACAGGCGCACUCUUUCAGACAAUUCCGAACUCUGGAAACGAGCUAUCAGCGCUUGCCAAGUUGUGGAAAUACCAGACGAUCAAGAGUAG
Molecule: messenger RNA, 4647 nt
Organism: Coprinopsis cinerea okayama7#130
Lineage: Eukaryota; Fungi; Basidiomycota; Agaricomycetes; Agaricales; Psathyrellaceae
Product: RNA-directed RNA polymerase
Exons: 15
Coding region: 1-4647 (1548 amino acids)
Biological process (GO): siRNA processing
Cellular component (GO): nuclear RNA-directed RNA polymerase complex
Molecular function (GO): RNA-directed RNA polymerase activity
Source: RefSeq, a predicted model, not a curated record